CACCGACGCGACAUGAACCGUCAGCAGCUUCCGCAGCCGCAGCCUUGUUAGCCUCGGAAACCAAACUCGCAAAACGUCAAAAUGGCUACAUAGAGGACGCACGUGCAGGUUGUAGUUUUUUUGUUAAUUGCGACGAAUCGAAUCAUGCUAUAGAGACAGACAAAAAGGUCGCCCUGAAGAGACAGCCACGUGACAGUAACAAUAACUAAACAAGUCCCUUAAGCUUUGGCCCUUUAGCCAUCCGAUGGCAGCAGUUUUGUUCCCACGUUCUUCUGUUAUUUAAACAAUAUUGAAAAAAGCAAUAAGAAGAAAGAAUAUUGUGUUGCUGCCAGCAUUAGACGAGUGCCAACUGAAGCUGCCACCACCAAGCAACGCCGACAACAAAACGUAGCGUUAAAUAAAAGACAACAAAAACACAAUAACAAUCAAAUGCAUAAUGAUGAUGGAUUGUCUGUUUUGUUGCAAUCUGUGUGCAAAGCGAAAACAAGAGUCACAACAACAGCAACAACAGCAACAACAGCAACAUCAACUACAACAAUAUCAGCAGUAACAACAAUCUCGGGUUCGCGGAACUCAACGUGCGAGUGCAAGCUGCACUAAAAAAAGAAAGAAUGUAUUUGGACUCCCAAAGAGGCAAUACAUAUUGAAGCUAUGCCUUUUUGUCCAACAGCCAAAAGUUGGACUAAAACGAUAAUUAAUUAAAUAUAUUUAAUUGUCUAAGAUAUUAUAAAUAAAGAAAGCAAACUGGCGUCGUUCAAGCGGAAUAACGACAAUAUUUGCAAUUACAAUAGCAAUAUAAUGUGGAGUAGUACAAUAUCGCCAACAAAUUCUAAGAAGCUAUUGAUCGGUAGUACAAGAAGCGUUGAUUAUGUCGGUGAUAGUGCGAAAACAACAACAGCAACAGCAACAGCAACAGCAGCAGCAGGACUAUUCAAUAAUAAAACAGCAGGAGCAGCUAUUAAAGGAGCAACAGCGAAAUCGCAACAAAAGGCAGCAGCAGCAACAGCAACAACAACAACAACACCAGCAAAAACAACAAAAAUCUCAAUUGAAAUGGAGAUACAUAUACAAAACAAGUGCAUUUCGGCAUAGCGUAUCACUCUGGAGGGUGGUGCGGAGCCCCCAUGGCUGCAGGGCCCCCUUAAAGCAGCAUUUUUGGGGGCUUCUGGCGUCGGCAAAACAAGCAUACUACAGCAAUUUUUUUACCAUGACUUCCCCAAGACUCAUCAAACGACAACUCAUCGCAAAAUUUAUAAAAACUGUUUGGUCUGCGACACCUGCAUACGGGAGCUGAUGGUACUGGACGUUCCUCCCCAGAAGCGAUUUCCAGCUGACAACUUUGCUGAAUGGAAUAAUGGACAUCCGCUGGGGCUGCGAACAGUGCACGCCUAUGUGUUAGUCUAUGACAUGGGUAAUCUGGAAACGUUUCAGUACUGCCGCUCCAUAAGAGAUCAAAUCUUGGAUAGUUUCAGUCAUCGUGAUUUUAGCAUAAUUGUGGUGGGCAAUAAAUAUGAUAAUGUCUCUGAGGCGCAGGCUAACUCGCAGGAGCUUAAAGACAUUUCUACGCUGGUGCGUAAGCAUUGGCGUUGUGGAUACGUAGAGUGCUCGGCACAAUACAACUACAAAAUCGGCGACGUUUUUCGAGAGCUAAUGGGCUGUAGCAGCGGAGGCGUCAAUGGCGCAGCUGUCGGCGUUCUUGUUGGCACUGAAUUCUCACAAUCAACUAGGAAUAAAGGACGCUGUACAAUACUGUAGCAAAUGCUGCAUUCGUUUUUUAAGCAAACACUUUAUUCGAACGCAUAAUACCCAAGUGAGUUUGUUUUUUGUACCCUCAACCUUUUGAAAAUGGCUGAAAAGGAUAUAAUGUUAAUGUGCGAACGUAAGCAACAGGCAGAAAGUAUAAUCUUGAUCAGGACGAGGAGCUGAGUUCAUCUGGGCUGUAUGUGUGUCCAUCUGAAUGCAGCGAAUGCAGUAACUGAAGCAGCUUGAAAUAUAUAUUCUUUGCAUACAGUACAAAUAUUUUUUUCGAAAUCUUUUACCACUAGAA
Messenger RNA from Drosophila hydei, 2047 nucleotides. RefSeq names its product ras-like protein family member 10B. NCBI's taxonomy places the organism in Eukaryota, Metazoa, Arthropoda, Insecta, Diptera, Drosophilidae. Gene Ontology annotation, molecular function: GTPase activity; GTP binding. The transcript has 8 exons. The record is from RefSeq and is a predicted model, not a curated record.